UUGUUAGAUCAGAACUAAAAUGAGCGGCAGAGGUAAAACCGGCGGUAAGGCGAGAGCGAAGGCCAAGACUCGCUCAUCCAGAGCUGGACUGCAGUUCCCCGUCGGUCGUGUUCACAGACUUCUCCGUAAAGGCAACUAUGCUGAGCGUGUCGGUGCCGGUGCUCCCGUCUAUCUGGCCGCAGUGCUCGAGUAUCUGACCGCUGAGAUCCUGGAGUUGGCCGGAAACGCCGCUCGUGACAACAAGAAGACUCGCAUCAUUCCCCGUCAUCUGCAGCUGGCGGUGCGCAAUGACGAGGAGCUGAACAAACUUCUGGGCGGUGUGACCAUCGCUCAGGGCGGCGUGCUGCCCAACAUCCAGGCUGUGCUGUUGCCCAAGAAGACUGAGAAGCCCGCCAAGACCAAAUAAACGAACACAAGUUCACUUUAACACAAAGGCUCUUUUAAGAGCCACCCACUCGAUCCAUAAGAGAGCAAAUUGAAUGCACAUAUGUUUUAAAUGUGAGUGGUUGUUAAAGUAAAUGCUUAUAAAUACGUGUAAAUUAUAUCAGAAGUUCUGCUGGCUUAUGUUAAGGAGUUUUAGUGUAAUGGUACAUAACAAUAUAUAAAGUUAAAAUGCAUUUCUGCGUUUGUUUACAUAUAAAAUGAAAGCACAAAUAAGAAAAUUGACUGAAUUCUCUCGUUAUUGUAAUCCUAUCAAUGUCAACACAUCUAUGAAAUUAUAGAACAAUGGGAAUGCGGGAAAGUGACGUUUUGUGUCAGUAUUAAAAUUAAGGUCUUUAAAGUCUUACAAAGUUCUAAAGAAUUGAUUUUGUUAAACAUGCUUUGGAAAGAUUUGAGCUUAAUGUUUUAUAUGCUUGUGAAUUUUGUGAACAGGAAAAGGAAAAUAAAUUCUAUUAGUAGAAAAUUGGGUAGUGUGCUAGA
Messenger RNA from Paramisgurnus dabryanus, 921 nucleotides. Its product is annotated as histone H2A-like. Gene Ontology annotation, molecular function: protein heterodimerization activity; structural constituent of chromatin; DNA binding. The record is from RefSeq and is a predicted model, not a curated record. NCBI's taxonomy places the organism in Eukaryota, Metazoa, Chordata, Actinopteri, Cypriniformes, Cobitidae. Gene Ontology annotation, cellular component: nucleosome.